AUGUUUAGAAUUCAGCUAGUGAUCAAAAAAUCAACAGAUUUAACUUGUACUAUUUGUGGUGAUCGUGCUGUUGGAUUUAAUUAUGAUGCUCUUUCCUGUGCUUCAUGUAAAGCUUUUUUUCGUCGUAAUGCUCAUCAAUCUUUGGAAAAAUUAUCAUGUUUGACGGGUCAAGGUCAAUGUUCAAUAACAUACGAAAUACGUCGUAAAUGUCAACGAUGUCGAUUAAAUCGAUGUUUUUCUAUGGGAAUGAGAAAAGAUUUUAUUCUUAGUGAUCAAGAAAAAGAACGAAGAAAAAAACGUCUUGAAGAAAAUCGAAAUAUAUCAUCAAAACGUUCAUCAACAUCUGACACGAAAAAUUCAUUAUCUUCAAAUAAUAUUUUAUCAAAUUCUCAAUAUUUUUCCCAAACAUUUGAUGAAAUUGAUCAAUUAUUAAUGGAUAUGGAUACAGAUAAAUUUGAUAAUAAUAUUUUUAUUAAUGAAAAUAUUAAUUUAAAUAAUAUAAAAGAAGAAUCAUUAGAUAAAUUAUCUUUUCAAGAUGAAUUAAUUAUUGAAAAUAUUCAAUCAUCAUUUUUAUCAUAUUUUAAAAAUGAAGAAAUAAAAUGUUUUCCAAUUGAUGCAACUGAUUGUACUACGGCUCUUAUAUCUUGGUCACAAUCAGCCAAUGAAAUAGCCUUACGUUUUAUUAGUUUUUUUCGUCAAAUAGAUGAAUUUGAAAGUUUACAUAAUGAUGAUCGAUUUAUUCUUAUUAAAUAUAAUCUUCUUCCUCUUUUUCCAAUAUUCAAAUGUUUUAUAUAUAAACCAAUAAAUAAUUCUUGUUUAAAUGAAGAAAAUGAAAAAAUUGAAAAAAAUCCUCAAUUAUUUAUCUUAUCUAAUCAAACAAAUGAAAUUCGUCGUACAUUUAUAAAUGUUGUACUUUCACUUGUUAAUAUAACUGAACAAGAUCCAUCAUUAUUAUCUCUUUUAUUAUUAAUUCUCAUUUUUUCUCAAGGUUUAUCAAUGAAUGAAAAUGAACCAACAUUAAAAGAUUCAUUAGCUGUUAAUCGAGCUCAAAAUUAUUAUACAAAAUUACUUUGGAAAUAUUCAAUUAAUAAAUGGGGUGAAAUACAAACUUACAAAAAUAUAACUCAAUUACUUACAGUUAUAUUUCGACUUCAAUCAGCAACGAAAAAAAUGAGAGAAUUUUUUUCUUCUCAAUAUAUAACAUCAAACACUGUUGAUAAAAUUGCACCACUUAUGCAAACUGUUCUACAUAUAUCUUAA
This is a messenger RNA of Rotaria sp. Silwood2, 1260 nucleotides long. NCBI's taxonomy places the organism in Eukaryota, Metazoa, Rotifera, Eurotatoria, Philodinida, Philodinidae. The record is from the annotation of a GenBank genome assembly.